CCGAAGGACAGCAUCGCCUAACGCAACCUCUAUGGGAGAAAGAAAUCCAUGUCCAAGGUCUCUAUCACACAGCACUUGGAUCAAAUGAUGUCAUUGCCUUCCCAGUUGUUUUAACGUCAUUAGCCCUACAUGUUUUGCGUGGUGAGGAGAAACAAAAUACAGGAUUUCCUGUUCUGCUACCACUCUACUGGGCUGCAGAUGCCGGCAGGAUUCCAGUGCUCCGAGAACAUGUGGAAGUUUAAGGAGUCGCUGGGGCUGGGAUUGCUGCGGGAACUGGUAGGAAAUACAAGCAGAAAGCCUGUUCCUCCUGCUGUGUAGAAUGGAUGUCACCCCCCUGAAGGAUGGGACUCACAGGAAGAAACUCUUCACCUGCCUUAAUUGCCGCAUGAGUGAAGAGACUCAGCCAAGAUGGAGAGCAACGCAUCCUUUGGGAACUGUACCAACCCCCAGAUGUCCUUCCAAUCCACCCUGUAUGCCACCACAUACACCCUCAUUUUCAUCCCUGGCCUCCUGGCAAACAGCGCUGCCCUAUGGGUCCUGUGCCGCUUCAUCAGCAAGAAGAGCAAAGCCAUCAUUUUCAUGGUCAACUUGGCUGUGGCUGACCUGGCCCACGUCCUCUCACUGCCUUUACGGAUGUAUUACUACAUAAACCACAGCUGGCCAUUUGGAAGCUUUCUGUGCCAGGUGUGCUUCUACCUGAAGUAUCUCAACAUGUACGCCAGCAUCUGCUUCCUCACCUGCAUCAGCAUCCAGAGGUACCUGUUCCUUCUGCAUCCCUUCAAAGCCAAUGACUGGAAGCGGAGGUACGACGCAGCCAUCAGUGCUGCUGUCUGGCUCUUCGUUGGGGCAGGUUGCUUACCCCUGCUUGUAGUGAGGAGCCCAGCCUUGUCCAACAACAUUAACACAUGCUUCUCUGACCUGGGGGUGAAGCAGCUCAGCCCAGGAGCCUCCAUUGCACUGGUGACAGUAGCAGAGCUGUUUGGGUUUGUCAUCCCCUUGAGCAUCAUUGCCUGCUGCACUUGGAAGAUGUGGCAGUCCCUGCGGGAGGGCCCAACUCAGCUGCAGAACACCAGUGAGAAACAGAAGGCUUUGCGCAUGGUCUUGAUGUGUGCGGCUGUCUUCUUCAUCUGCUUCACCCCCUACCACAUCAACUUUCCCUUCUUCAUGAUGGUGAUAGAGAACAUCAUCCAGGACUGUGCUGUUCACAGGAGCACACUCCGCUUCCACCCCAUCUCCCUCUGCUUGGCGAGCCUCAACUGCUGCCUGGAUCCUGUCCUCUACUACUUCAUGACCUCCGAGUUCCAGGACCAUCUGUUUCACCACAGCUGUGUCACCCUAAGGGCUUGGUUCACACGCCGAGGGAACCUCUCCAUCGCUGACACCAGCCAUGACAUCCGUAUGAAGAGAAACCUUCCACGCCUCAAGGUUAUGUCUCUUCCCAAGUUCUUUGGCCGAAUAAACAGCAUGGAGAUCCCUGCCAUGCCACCCGAUGAGCUUCUGCUGGAGUCCAUCUCUUGAAGAGCAUAAGCCACUUUCUGUCCCUGUAGGUGCUCCUCAUAGCUCGAGUGAAGAUUGUGUUAGGUCUCCAAAUAUGCCAUUACCCUUGUGAGCAACAGACGGAAGGACCUGACCUAGAAGGACAUUUUGAUGCAAAAGACUUGCUGGUUGAGUUGUUGCCGCUGGGACUGUUUGUCUUACAUAGUUCUCUGUUGUGAUGUUGAAGUACCUAAACCAGUUGUCACGAUGCCAGUAGUCCUGUGCUGAACUGCAGCCAGGUUCAGAUCCUUCGCUUCUCUUGUUUGAAUGCUUCUACAUAUUUGUCAUGUUCGAUGAUCCUUCUGAAUCCUGAGGUGUAAGCAGGCAGCUCAGACUCAGGAAGCUCAGCCAUGAAGCACUGGGGUUGUUUUGGACCCCCCUCUCAAUGGCUUGAAGCUCUCAAUGGCUUGAAGCAUCCUCCAUGCUCACGUGAGGCUCUAGAUCAGGACAGUUCAUUAUGUCCAUGUAGACUGAACCUCUUCUCAUUGCAAAAAACCCAAUCACCUGGACCUAAUCUAGACUGAAACACUAUAACUUUAUCAACAUGUAUCAAGCAAAGAUUAACCUAUGUCCACAUCAGUGUUGAAGGGAGUUUUCUAACAAACUGGGCUCAGUUCCCAAUACUGAAAGGCACCCAGAGCCAUGCAAAGGAGUCACCUGGCCCUUGGGAGCUAUGGGAUGCUCAAGUAACUAUGAGGGGGUGAAUACUUGGAAGACAGACAGCAACUGGAUAUCCCAUGGAAAAGGAGGAAGGAUGAAGACGUCUCCCAGAGGACAUUUACAUGCAGAGACCCAAGGCAUGCCACAGAAGGGAGGAACAGUAGUUGGUGUUGCCAUGUCUUGUGUUGUUAUUAGGAGUCUUGUGUUACUUGGCAUUUUGCUAGAGCCUGUGGUUGCAGAUUAAGAUGCUAUCCAAGCCUCUCAGUUUUGCUUUAAGAAACAAAAUAGGUCCCAACCUUCACUGGGUACUGAGAAACGUUUACAAAGCGGAUCCAACUGCAUCCUUAAAGCUUCAAACUCGGGGGGAAAUAAAAUGAUCUCAACACA
Messenger RNA from Melopsittacus undulatus (budgerigar), 2583 nucleotides. RefSeq names its product putative P2Y purinoceptor 10. The transcript has 2 exons. Gene Ontology annotation, molecular function: G protein-coupled receptor activity. Lineage: Eukaryota; Metazoa; Chordata; Aves; Psittaciformes; Psittaculidae. Gene Ontology annotation, cellular component: plasma membrane. Gene Ontology annotation, biological process: phospholipase C-activating G protein-coupled receptor signaling pathway; positive regulation of Rho protein signal transduction. The record is from RefSeq and is a predicted model, not a curated record. Bases 409 to 1518 code for a protein of 369 amino acids.